AUGUCAGUUCCUGCGGCAUGGCCAUCGAGCCCGGCGAAGCUCACGCUGGAAGCUUGGUCGCAAGGCUGUAUGAUUGGCGCCUUGAUCAUCAUGAUCGGUAUCACGUUGGCUAAUAUGCGACGCGGUGUCAUGUUACAUAAACUUAUCUUGAUCGAGCUCCUUCUGGCGAUGCCAAAUGGAUUCUUCACCUUUUUCGAUCCUCCGACCUGGGGAUGGUAUCUCUCCUCGACUGUGAUUUUCCUCAUUAUCUCAUGGAAUCUGCAUAACGUCAUCGCCUGGAUGAAGAACAAGCCCUUCCUUUCAAAGCGAAAUAAUGCUAUAUAUAUUGGCACUAUCAUACUGGUCCAGCCUUACUGGGUCCUUGAGAUCUAUGCUAACUUCACCUACUUCAACACUCCUAAUACUCAUCUUUUCUCCUCCACUCGGCCGCUUGAGGCUGUCUGCCGCGAUCCCUGGUGGAUCUUUACCGCUAUUAACCUUUUCUGGAACAUUAAAUACCGUUAUGAGUUCAAACCCCUAGAGAUUAUCCGCAUAUCUCCUCGAUUCGGUCUCUUACUAUUGAGCAUGUCUCUCAGUAUCAUCUUCAUCAUUGUCGAUCUUCUCUCGGUCACGCCUGUUAUCCCGAUCGGUGUUAUCAAUCCAUUCUGGAAGUUUGCAUUUAUCUUCAAAUGCUUCACCGAUAUGAUCGUUCUAGACGACUUCAAAACCGCACUAGAUAAGCUAAGUCGGUACAAAAUGGAGCAGAACUAUCCGCUCCCUUUCAGCAGACCUAGCAACAUCCCCCCUCUUCAAUACUCUAUCUUCCAUCUCAGCAAUAGCUCGGGACCAUUCAUCACUUCGAAGAUGGGACUUCUUAGCAAAGCGUCUCUUUCGAGGCCCCAAGAUGAACCAGGCAAAGCAUGGCCAGCCAUCGCCGUGGGCUUCUUCGUUGCCUUUGGCGGUGUUCUCUUUGGCUAUGAUACUGGCACUAUUAGCGGUAUCCUGGCUAUGCCGUACUGGCAGCGCGAGUUCAGCACAGGUUAUAUCGACGCUGAUGGAAACCCCAACGUCACUUCGUCUCAGGAAUCAGCUAUCGUGUCUAUUCUCUCCGCUGGCACCUUUUUCGGCGCCCUUGCCUCGCCUCUCUUGUCAGAUUGGCUUGGUCGUCGCCCUGGUUUGAUGAUCUCGACUUGGGUCUUCAACCUUGGCGUUGUUUUGCACACUGUCGCCACGGAUAUUCCGUUGUUUCUGGCAGGCCGCUUUUUCGCUGGCUUUGGUGUUGGCCUCAUCUCUGCUACUAUUCCCCUCUAUCAGUCUGAAACAGCGCCUAAAUGGAUCCGUGGUGCUAUCGUUGGCUCCUACCAGUGGGCCAUUACUAUCGGUCUUCUUCUGGCCGCUGUUGUAAACAACGCAACUUCGAAACGGGAUGACUCGGGCUCCUAUCGAAUCCCUAUUGCGCUGCAACUUGCCUGGUCUCUUAUCCUCUUCAGCGGACUGUUGUUUCUUCCGGAGACUCCACGCUUCCUUGUGAAGAAGAGCCAGUUGGACAAAGCGGCAAAGUCUCUUAGCCGCCUUCGAAGAUUGCCUGCCGAUUCCGCAGAAGUCGCACACGAACUCAAUGAGGUUGUAGCAAACCAUGAGUUCGAGAUGAGUCUUGGGCAGUCCUCCUAUCUUCAGUGCUUCAAGCCUCCCAUGCUCAAGAGACAACUCACGGGUAUGGGCGUCCAGGCGCUACAGCAGCUUACAGGUAUCAACUUCAUCUUUUACUACGGCACCAAAUACUUCCAGAAUUCUGGUGUUUCUAGUGGCUUUGUCAUCUCAAUGAUCACUUCAGCUAUCAAUGUUGCAUCGACAGUUCCUGGCAUGUAUGCAAUUGAUAAAUGGGGACGCCGACCCAUGUUGUUAUGGGGCGCCAUCGGCAUGUCUAUCUCUCAACUCAUUGUUGCUGUCUGCGGCACUCUGUCGACCGGUCAGCAUGACAACGGCGAGAUUUUUAUCAAGAAUCUCGGCGGGCAACGAGCAGCUGUGGCCUUUGUUUGCAUCUACAUCUCCAUCUUUGCAGCGACUUGGGGUCCCCUCGUUUGGGUGGUGACAGGAGAGAUCUUCCCACUCAAGACACGAGCCAAAUCCCUUAGCAUCACAACUGCUACAAAUUGGCUACUUAACUGGGCUCUAGCUUAUUCCACGCCGUAUAUGGUUAAUUAUGGCGUUGGAAACGCAAACUUGCAGUCUAAGAUCUUUUUUGUCUGGUUCGGUUGCUGCUUCCUGGGCAUUGCAUUUGUUUGGUUCUUUGUCUACGAGACAAAGGGGCUCACUUUGGAGCAGGUUGAUCAGCUUUACGAAGAAGUUAGCGUCGCUCGCAAGUCGGUUCACUGGGUCCCGUCCUCAUCUUGGGAAAGUCGACAGGGCCACGGUGUGAAGAAGGAGGAUGAUGCAGAGGUAGAGGAAGUCGGCAAUUGA
Messenger RNA from Fusarium verticillioides 7600, 2439 nucleotides. RefSeq lists its product as hypothetical. The record is from RefSeq and is a predicted model, not a curated record. Gene Ontology annotation, biological process: transmembrane transport; carbohydrate transport. NCBI's taxonomy places the organism in Eukaryota, Fungi, Ascomycota, Sordariomycetes, Hypocreales, Nectriaceae. Bases 1 to 2439 code for a protein of 812 amino acids. Gene Ontology annotation, cellular component: membrane. The transcript is spliced from 8 exons. Gene Ontology annotation, molecular function: carbohydrate:proton symporter activity.